AUGAGAUGCCGGCCGAGUUUCUACGACAAAAUGAAAAAAUCACGAUUAUUUCGACGUUAUAAUAAAAAGGGUCGUAUACAAAAAACUGUUGUUAUUCAACAGCCAACAACUAAUGUGGCAAUUGAAAGUGUUGAAAAUAAUAAUAUAACAAUAACAACUGAUGAACAAAAUCCAUUUGUAUUACCAUCGAAAAAACGUCAAACAAAAAUUAUUCAUGAUAAAAAUUUAAAAAAACGUAAAUUAUCAAAAAAAGAACGAAAACGUUUAGAAAAAAUUAUUGAACUAAAAGAAAAGAAGGCAAAUCGUAUUGAAUUAUUGAAAAAAUUGGGUGAUGUACAAAUAAAACCAACCGAACUAGCUCAAUUACAUUCAAUUAAAAAAAUUGGAGAAAAACCAAAAAGAAAACGAUAUGACUCCGUUGACAAGAAUACAACAAUAUCAGAAAAUGUGCCGAUCAUUUUCGGCAGGAAAAAACGAGUAGUGUCAAAAAAAAUUGAUAAUGUUGAUGAAACAAUAAGACGUCCUGUAUUUUUAGCUCUUUUUUAUGUGCAUAUUUUUUUGCCUAGUCAAGAACUGAAUGGCGCAACGAGCAGUGACGAUGAUGAUGAUCAAGUAGAAACGGAAAUCAAUGAUGAAGAUUUAAAACGAGCAUUAAAAUGUGAUGUAACACCGGCACCAGUGAUUAUACAAAAGGAGGAUACACGAAUUAACAAAAAACGUCGAUUUGAUGAAGAUGACGAAAAUGAUGAAGAUAAACCAGCAAUUAUAUUGACAAAUUCUAAUCCAAAUGUUCAUGUUCAAGUUAAUCGUACCGAAGAGAUUCAGUCCGUUCGUUCUAAAUUACCUAUCAUUAACGAAGAACAAUCAAUUAUGGAAGCAAUCAAUGAAAAUUCUGUGGUACUUAUAUGUGGUGAAACAGGAAGUGGAAAAACUACUCAAUUACCGCAAUUUUUAUAUGAAGCUGGUUAUACAUCGACGGGAAAAAUAAUUGGUGUCACUGAACCAAGACGUGUAGCAGCUACAACAAUGGCGGCAAGAGUUGGUGAAGAAUUAAAUUUGAGUAAAAGUGAAGUAUCCUAUCAAAUUCGUUACGAAGGUACAACAACUAAUCAAACUCAAAUUAAAUUUAUGACAGAUGGUGUUCUAUUAAAAGAAAUUAAAAAUGAUUUUUUAUUAACAAAAUAUUCGUGUAUUAUAAUUGAUGAAGCACAUGAACGUAGUGUAUAUACCGAUGUUUUAAUUGGUUUUCUAUCACGCAUUGUUCCUAUUCGAUAUAAACACGGUCAACCAUUAAAAUUAAUUAUUAUGUCAGCAACAUUAAGAAUUGAAGAUUUUAUUGAAAAUAAAACAUUAUUCAAAGUAAAACCAAAAAUAAUUAAUAUUGAAUCAAGACAAUAUCCAGUUAGCAUUCAUUUUAAUAAACAUACAUUCAAAGAUUAUAUUCAAGAAUCAUAUAAAAAAAUAUGUAAAAUUCAUCGAAAAUUACCACCUGGUGGAAUAUUGGUCUUUGUUACUGGUCAACAAGAAGUUAAGCAAUUGUGUACGAAAUUAAAACGAGCAUUUCCAUUUAAAACACAAAAUUCAAAUCAGGAUGAACCACAAUUUUUACCCAAAACUAAACAAAUAAGACAGAGAAAACAAAAGAAACCAAAGGAAACAACAUUGAAAGAUAUUCCUGAUAUUGAUUUAAACAACUAUUCUGUGUUGCCGGAUGAUGAAGAACUUGAACAAAUUCAAUCGGAUGCUGAGGAUAAUGAUGAACAACGUGAAGGCUCACUUCACAGUGACGAUGAUGAUGAUGAUGAUGAACAUCAACAUGAAAAUGUUUUCAAUGUCACUGAACCAUUAUAUGUAUUACCAUUAUACGCUUUACUACCAUCUGAUAAACAAGCUCGAGUUUUUCAACCACCACCAGCUGGCUGUCGUCUUUGUGUGGUUGCUACAAAUGUUGCUGAAACAUCGAUUACCAUCUCAUCUAUCAAAUAUGUUGUAGAUUGUGGAAAGGUUAAAAUGAAGUUUUAUGAUAAAUUAACCGGUGUAUCAACAUUUCGCAUUGUGUGGACAUCGAAAGCAGGAGCAAAUCAACGUUCAGGACGAGCUGGACGUACAGCACCUGGCCAUUGUUAUCGUUUAUAUUCCUCCGCUGUGUUCAACGAUGAAUUUGAAAUAUAUUCAUCACCUGAAAUUGCUCAUAAACCUGUUGAAGAUCUUGUAUUACAAUUAAAAACAUUGAAUAUUGAUCAUAUUGAAAAUUUUCCAUUUCCAACUCCACCGGAUAAACAAUCAAUUUAUGCUGCUGAAAAAUUGCUAUUAAAUUUAGGAGCAUUGGAAACUAUUGAAACUAGUCAAAAGUCUUCCAGUAAAGAUAAAUUGAAAAUAAAUCGAAUAACUGAACUUGGACAAUUAAUAUCAAGUUUUCCUGUAAAUCCACGUUAUGGAAAAAUGUUAGCAUUAUCGUAUAAAAAUCAAUUAUUACAAUAUGUUAUUGCCAUGGUGGCUGCAUUGAGUGUCGAUGAAAUGUUAAUCACUGGAGUGGUUUCUGUUAAUGGGGUAGGUUGA
Didymodactylos carnosus is the source of this 2559-nucleotide messenger RNA. Lineage: Eukaryota; Metazoa; Rotifera; Eurotatoria; Philodinida; Philodinidae. The record is from the annotation of a GenBank genome assembly.